AUGGGAGCAAUUAUGGCCGAAGCGAAUUUUUCACCUGUUGCUGAUGUGAUGUCGUACACAGAAGGAGCUCGAGUGAUCUCCGUCAGCAGGCAUACGUCAUUUCAGCCAGAUCUCGCUCCAGAAUCGAUCAUCGGUGAAAUCCCGGAACUUCCAAGUGGUCACUUACUGCGUGUGGAUCUGUUGUCAAACUGGGGUGACGCUACUUAUGUCGGCUUAAAUGCUAUCGAAAUUUUCACGGAUAGCGGAAAGCGGUCAGAAGUGGCCAAGAUCUCUUCAAAUGCAAGCCGAUCUGUGGGUAGUGUGGAGUCGAUCUUCGUCGAGUCUUUCGCAUGUACGGAUCAGGGGAAGAUGUGGAGGGCCGAGAUGGGACCCGAUCGUUGUGUCAGCAUUGAGAUUGAGUUCGUUCAGCUCACCCGGAUUGCCAUGAUCCGUUUCUGGGUGGGUUUGACUCGGAUAGAGCCCUUGGCACAUUGA
This is a messenger RNA of Ostertagia ostertagi, 474 nucleotides long. The record is from the annotation of a GenBank genome assembly. NCBI's taxonomy places the organism in Eukaryota, Metazoa, Nematoda, Chromadorea, Rhabditida, Trichostrongylidae.